This is a messenger RNA of Zymoseptoria tritici IPO323, 2637 nucleotides long. RefSeq lists its product as uncharacterized. The record is from RefSeq and is a predicted model, not a curated record. NCBI's taxonomy places the organism in Eukaryota, Fungi, Ascomycota, Dothideomycetes, Mycosphaerellales, Mycosphaerellaceae. The transcript has a single exon. Bases 1 to 2637 code for a protein of 878 amino acids.
AUGUCGAAAUACAACGAAGAAGACGAGGUCGAUUACAGCGACAGCUCGCUGGUCGAGGAAAGCAGUGCCACCUCCGACACCGCGCAGGGCGCAGAGGAUGAGGUCGCUCAGGAGCAUAUACCGGACGAGCAGCAUCAGCCAUACAUGUCAGAAGAGGAUGGCGCAACAGGAUCGUCCUUCUCAGAUUCGUCCGAGGACGAGGAUGAGGUCGAGGACGGCGAGGACGACGACGAACAAGAUGCCGAAAAAGAACAGGAGGGCGAGGAGACUGGCGAAGAAGACUAUGCGAAGCACGCCAAUUUCUUCAACGAGUUCGACAGUCAGUCCAAUCUGGCAUGGAACCAGGAUCAGCAACUGGAUCAGCACGACCACCAAGCUCCAGCGCAGCAAGAGAGGAGACCAUUAUACGGCAUCUACGAAGACCCAGAAGAGCCCCGUUUCAGUCCCGAAACUUGGGAACGUCUUCAAGAAGAAGCUCACCGUGGAUUCCAUUACCAUGACCGGCCAGUAGCGAGAUAUCAAGGCUUGCCAGACGCCGACAAUCCCAAUGGCGUCGGAGAAGUUGCAACGCGUUGGUGGACAGGCAGACGACCCCCGAUGUACCCAGCACCACAACUGCCUCGAGUUUUAAUGAAGAAGAUGGGCGAUAAACUUCCUGUAUUCCCUCACCUUCCAAUGUGCCCGAGCCUGAUUGGUGCAAGUCCGCAAGCCGACUCGGAGAAGAAGCAGAAGCUUGUGCACGUGGCAAGAACACGGUCCCAAGGUUUCGAAGUGCGACCGCUCAACGUGACGCAUGCUCCGGAGAGUCCUCUCCAGCCGCAUGACGAUGGCCAUGAGGACGAUCAUGGUCCUGGCAACGACGACGGCUCUGGUGAUGAUGGGAUCGAGGAGGAUGAGACGUCAUCGCAUCUCCCUCUCGAAAGGCCCUCCAACGUCCCCGGGAUCCGGGAGGACGACCCUGCAACACCGGGAUCUCCUAUUACAGAUGAAUCGGAUGGCUGUGGACAAUCUGCUGGCUCCGAAAGCAGGCGUCCCUCAAUUCCAUGGGAGAAACUCAAGGCUGCCGGGAAGAAGAUUGAUUGGGCGGACGAAGAUGAUGAAGAGGACUGGAUAGGAACCUUGAGCGUACCCACUUUUCCUCGAGAGUCCGGUGAAGAUCUCGUUGGCGAAUCUAAAGCAAGCAACGAGGAUAUGUUCGACGAUGAAGACUCUCAGCUUACCGCGGCUUCCACUCCUGCCACCACACCAGCUCUGGAAACCUGCCGGGAAUGCGUCUUGUACCAGCCACCUAUUGCGACGCCCACUGACGAAGAAUCCGAGCCUAUGAGCGAGAACUCCAAAUCCCAGGAAGAGACUGUCAUGCCACUAGACAACCCGUACUCCACUGACGAAGAACUUUGUCCUGACGAUGAGAACUCCGACCUGCCCGAAGAGUUUCCCGCGAAGGUGUUGAUUCCUGAUCGUUCACAAGAGCCCGUACAUGGCUCUAAAACCAAAGGCACUCUCGAGAGUCUCAGACGGAAUAAGCAACCUCACAGCGACGUAGACAGGCCGCAGCAACAGCUUAAAAAGUCCCGACUCGGUCUCCUUCCAGAACUUGAGGACAAAAUAAGAAAUCUCAAACGUAAAUUCCAAGCGCUGGAGGGUCGCUUUCAAGCUGGCGAGGCGGAAUUCAACGAAACGAGAAAGGAGUGCGACUGGUUUCGAGAACUGUGCCAACGGCUUGACGCAGAGAGACGGGAUCUUGGUCAGCAGCUGGGCGACGACAGGAAGUACUUCGAGGAGACAAACGUCAAGACUGCUGCUCUGAUCAAAGGUCUUUAUGAACAACUCGAUGAUAUGAAGACGAAGCUCAAGAAGGCAGAGGAGACUUCCAAGCGUAUGACGAAAUGGGCAGAAGAUCUCGAACCUCUUGCAGACGCUGAACGUACUCGAAAGGAGAAGGGAAGGUAUGUGUUAUCGUCGAGUCCUUCGGUUGAGUUCAACAAUGCUAACCACGUCAACAGCACCGAUGCAGCAACGCAAUUCGAACCCAAGGACACCGAGGCGCAUACCGCAAAGUGUGGUCCGGUCAAGUGCCCCAACUGCCAAGCUCUCAUGGACCAGAACGCAACCCUCAAGGACGAACGCGACAGCAUUGCCGUUCAGAACGAACGUCUUCGGGGGGAGAUGAGCAGCCUCCAGGCCAGCCUUCAGGUAAAGAGCAAGGUGAGAGAGCAGGCGAGGCGUCUGGACAACAAGACGCCCGUUUUGCACAACGUCUCCCACGAGUUCCCCUCCUCCGACUCGCUCAGACCCUCUCCGGUGAUGUCAGCGACGCCAGACCUUCCUUCUGAUACUCCCUCGUCCGAGAGCAAGCCCGCCUGGCAAGUCCGCAUGGAGUCAUGGCGCAAGACUCCCGAGUUCCGCGCGAAGUGUGAGGCAUUGGAGUCGCAGGCCAAAGCUCAAAAGCUCGCACGAGAGCGGGAGCGGGCGCAAGAGCUCAAGGAUCGCGAGCUGAGGCUGAAUGUGUACAAGCUCAUCACAGGUGAGACGUAUGAGUACAUGCCACCCGCCGAGAGGAGUCAGAUGCUGUUGGAGAUGCAGUCAUGCCUUCGAGGGGAGAAACGAGCAAACGCAAGCAGCGUGCGCGUGUGA